AGCCUUUUCCCUGCCGCAAUUUACAGCGACCUGUGAAGGAGGCCCGGGGGAAUUGGCAGCGGCGCCCCGUCGGGGAGAAGCGAGCGGACGGGACGCGGGGCGACGAGUGGGGGGCGGGUUGGACCUGUGGAGCCGGCCGCUGCCUCUCUUUUUCCCAAACGGAGCAAGAGAGAAGAGGAGGGGCAAAGACUAGUCGUGUGAGUUCAGGCCGGUCAAGACGGGGGGGAAACUCCAAAAGCCUUUGAGGCAACUGAAGCCACCGAGGAGGGGAGGGGGGGCAGAGAGAGAGAGAGAGAGAGAGAAAGAGGCGGGGAGGCUUGGUCUUCCACCGAGAGCGCCAUCCUUCCUCUAUUGAUCAGAAACUCCUGGGCGCCCAACAUGAAACUUCAGUGAAGGAGUUCUGUGAAGUAGGAACAAACUUUCUUCCCCCCAACCCGCCAGCAGCUUUGUCUGUCGCGUGCCAACAUGAAAGACGACUUUGCAGAAGAGGAGGAGGUUCAGUCCUUUGGCUACAAGCGGUUUGGUAUUCAAGAAGGAACACAAUGCACCAAGUGUAAAAAUAACUGGGCUCUGAAGUUUUCCAUCAUACUGUUGUAUAUAGUAUGUGCCUUCCUAACAAUAACAGUAACUAUUCUGGGGUGCAAAGUGGUAGAAAAAAUGAACAAUGUUACUGGUGGCAUGGAAGAUUCACAAGACACAUACAUCAAGAAACUCUCAGCAGUGGAGAGUGGCCUCAAGAUACUGGGUCACCAAGCUGGAGAGAAAGCCAUAAGCACCAACACAGAGCUUUCAAACUUUAGAGCUGACAUACUGGCUCUCCGCCAACAGCUUCAUGAGAUAUCAGAGAAAACUGAAAAGAACAAAGAUACACUGGAAAAGUUACAAGAAUCUGGUGAUGUGUUGGAUGAUCGGCAGAACCAAAUGAAAGGUGUGUUGGACAGCAACUCUUUCAUGAUCAUGAGUGUCAACAAAACUCUUCAAGCCUACAAUGGCUACAUCAGUGACCUUCAGGAAGAUACAAGCAACAUUCAAACCAAUUUGCAAAGCCAAAUGCACUCCCAUAAUGUAGUCAUUAUGAAUCUAAAUAAUCUCAAUCAGACACAGGUUCAACAAAGAGAUCUUAUCAGUGCUUUGCAGAGGUCUGUGGAUGAUACAAGUCAAGCUAUCCAAAGAAUCAAGAGUGAUUUUCAAAAUCUUCAGCAGGUUGCCCUCCAAGCACGAAAGGACACUGAUUGGCUUAAAGAGAAAGUGCUCAGUUUGCAAGCAUUAGCAGCCAAUAACUCAGUUUUAGCCAAAGCUAAUAAUGAUACACUUGAGGAUAUGAGCAGUCAGCUUAGCUCAUUCAGUGGGCAGAUGGAGAAUAUCACCAGUAUUGCUCAAGCCAACGAACAGAGUUUGAAGGAACUCCAAGAACAACAUAAAGAAUAUGAAAAUGGAACAUCUGCCAAAUUUAACCAGCAAGAAAGCCGUUUUCAAAACUUUGAAACAGAUAUUGUUAAUAUUAUUAGUAACAUUAGCUACACUGCCCAUCAUUUGCGGACACUGACCAGCAAUCUCAAUGAUGUCAGGACAACCUGCACAGAUACUCUUAGUAAACACACAGAUGAACUAAUGUAUAUAAACAACACACUAGCAAAUAUUAACCUGGAUGCCACUUCCCUUAGGAUGCAACAGGAUGUGAUGAGGACAAGACUAGAUAUUGAAGUAGCCAAUUUAUCACUAGUUAUGGAAGAAAUGAAACUGGUUGAUUCUAAACAUGGCCAACUCAUUAAAAACUUUACAAUAUUGCAAGGCCCUCCAGGUCCAAGAGGCCCCAAAGGUGAUAGAGGGCCCCAAGGUCCUAUUGGUCUUACUGGAGCCAAAGGACAAAAAGGAGAAAAAGGUGAACCAGGACCACCUGGACCUCAAGGUGAAAAGGGACCAAAUGGACCAGCUGGACCACCAGGUGAAAGAGGUGGGAAAGGUUCCAGAGGUUCAACUGGAUCCAAAGGUCAAAGAGGUUCACCUGGGAAGCCUGGUCCACCAGGACCUAGUGGAGACCCAGGGCUACCUGGACCACCAGGCAAAGAUGGACCCCCAGGCCCACAAGGCCCACCAGGACCCCAGGGUCUACAAGGAAUUGUUGGCGAGCCAGGAAUACCUGGUCCUCGUGGGCUGCCUGGCCUGCCUGGCGCACCUGGAUUGCGUGGUCUGCAGGGCCAACCUGGACCCCCCGGACCACCAGGUCCAGGAAUACCAGUGGCCCUUCAAAGUGAGGCUAACGGUUGUCCUGUUUCCUGGAAGAAUUUUUCAGGCAAUUGUUACUACUUUUCAAUGGAAAGAGCAAUUUUUGAAGAUGCCAGGCUUUUCUGUGAAGAGAAAUCAUCACAUUUAGUUUUCAUAAAUAGUAAAGAAGAGCAGGAAUGGCUCAAAAAGCAGGUGAUUGCAAAAGGCAGCUUCUGGAUUGGCCUCACAGACUCAGUAAAGGAAAAUGAAUGGCGAUGGCUGAAUGGAACCUUACCAGAAUACACAAACUGGAGUGCUGGACAGCCGGAUAACUGGAAUCAUGGCCACGGACCAGGGGAAGAUUGUGCUGGAUUAAUCCAUGCUGGGCUCUGGAAUGACUUCUACUGUGAAGAUGUUAACAGUUUUAUUUGUGAACAAGAGACGGACAAAGCUCAGCCCCCAGGAUUGUAACUACAAAGUGCAAGAGACAGAGAUUUUCUUUAUGGUGAAAUAUCCUCUGGGACUGAAUCGUCACCCAGCCAAAGAGGAAGCACUGAGAACCGUGAUGAACCAAUGUCUUUAGCACAAUUUGUCCUUCAAAACCUUUUAAUUUUUCAGGGGCUUUCAACCUGCUGCACAAAAGUGUUGAUUGUUAAUUGCAGUUAAGACUGAAUCAUCUGUAGAUCCUCAGACAUACAACAUAUGAAUACUGAAGAUUUAUUCUUAUAGAAACUGGAUUAUGACAAGCUGACUACAAAGCAUGGCCUUUCCACUAUAGGAGUAAAAACUAAAAAUACAAAGCUGUUGUUUAAACACAACAGCUAAGAUCACAAAUAUCAGCAAAUUAUAUGAAUAUACAUUUAUAAAUAUAUAAAAAUUUUAUAUAAAAAUAUAUAUAGUCCAACUCUGAUCAAUAAUAUAGAAUAUACUUUUUAAAGCUUUUAAAAUUUUUGUAUUUUUGUACAAAAUAUUUGCCAAUUACAUUGAUUUUUAAUUGCGUUUUUAUAUAAAUAUAGACACAGAAGCCAAAGGAAGUAGCAGUGAUACUACUUAUGAUUCACUAGAAAUUAUUGUCAUGUAUAAGGCUGAUUAGCUAUAAAAAAAAUAUGUUUUGAAUUUAUAUAUUUCCCAGGUAAAUUGCCCAAUCUAACAAUUUUUGAAGCUGAUUUUUGGUGACAUUUGCAAUAUUUCAUGAAAGAGUAUAGAGCAUGUUAUGAUCCCAGUGACAGAUACACAGCAGACCUCAAAUCUUUUUCUCUUCUGAAUUGAAUCCCACCGAAUGCAGUGGGAUAAGUCAGAAUUAGCAGAGUUUAAUUCACAUAGGGUUCGAAACAUAGCAGCCCUAUCCCUAGAAACAGCUGAUAGCCAAGGAAUAGGGAUUAUGUUUGAAGAAAGGGAACUGAACUCAAUGAUUUGUGUGCAGAUAUUCAGUUCCCUGGUAUUUCCAGUUGAAAGGAUCAGGUAGAAAACAAAGGGAAAGAAAUCUGAGACCUGUGAGCUCACAUAGGCAAUACUGGGAAUAGAAGGAUAAAUAAUCUGCCCCAAUAUAAAGCAGAUUAUAUCUUUCCUAUCUAGGUGGCUUCUGUUAAUGUAGAAACCAGCAUAGUACUGGAAACUGGAUGAUAACAUGAACAAAUAGAAGUAAAUAACCAAAAGAGAUGUUUUACACAGAUGUGCAUUAUGUUGUGCCUGAUGUCUUUGGGGUUUUAUUGAGGGAAGGGUAUUCUUGAUGUUAGCCAGAAAAUAUUUGGGAGGAGCUAGUGGACGGUGUCACUCAAAAGGGUUGCUUUACCCUUUCUCUGUGAGACACUGUCCUCCAAAUCAGUUUCUUUAAGCUGCUAUCCUUUUCUUUCAUAAGGAAAUAAAUGGCAUGAAAAACAUGAAGCACCUCCUUCCUAUGGCUGUACCUCUGUGCUUCAUCAACCACCCCAAAACUGUUUUGGGCAUAAAUUUGGACAGACAUAAGGGAAAAGUUGCACAACUGUGCAUGUUAUGUCCAGUUUGGUCCUCACACAAAUACUAUCACAAAAACUUUCUGCACCAGCAUCAAGUUGAGUGAUGUACUGUGCUUCAAAUAAACACAUUCAAAAUAAAAGGCAGAUCACACUUGUGACAUAUGUGAGUCUUAUGUGGAAUUUGUGUGUAGAAUUUACCACAUGGAUGUUUGUCUUAUUUAGCUUUAGCAGAAAUAUCUGUGAUUUUGCUAUAGGUUCUGACUUCAUGAAAGGAAUUAAUUUUGUCAUGUAGCAAGCAGAAUGAUAAAUGCACAGAAGGAAAGUCCUGCCACCUGACAAAUUCAGAAAAAGUAAAUUAUGUUACCUCCCCCCCAAAAAAGAAUACUGAACUUUAGAACCAUUGGUUCUUCUCAAUCAUCAUCAUCACCAUCUGUGGUCAAGUCAAUUCUUACCUAUGGCAACUUUUUCAGUGGUUCACUUUUCCCUUCUUUUGGGGGCAUCCUGGAACUGUGCAAUUUGCCCAAGGCCCCACAGGCUACCUCUUCUGAGAGAGAAAUCACAGUGGGGGACUCAAACUCCCAGCGUCUGGCUCCACAGCCAGAUGCCUAACUCACUGAGCUAUUCAGUCACUACUCUUCUCAAUAGCUCUGUCCAGUUAAACAGCUACUACUGAAAUUUCCCUCUACCUUUCUACCUAUAGCUUGCCUUGGCUAGCUAGAGGUAAUCAGCUACUGGGGGAAAAGGGAAAUGGAGUGAUGUAUGAAGAUACAAUUGUAGACUAUGGAGAGGGAAAGUUUGGCCUUUCAGAUAUUGUGGGGGUGCAACUCCUAUAAUCUUUCACCCUUGGUAGUGCUGGCUAGAACUGAUGGGAGUUAUAGUCCAAAGAAAGCCAGAGGGCCAUAAUUUCUUCUCCCCUGCUGUAAAUUAUCUGUUCUGUAUUUGCUUUCAGAAGGACAUUCAUUUGAGGAUUAUUUUAUUCUCUUAUAUUUACUUACCUUGCACCAUGAGUGUGUCCCUCCAGAUGUUUAUGGUCUAUACCUCUCAUCUGUCCUUGCCAUCAUAGUCAAUGAUAAGGAAUAUUGAGAGGUGUAGUCCGUCAGUGCCUGAAGGGCCACACUUCAGAUAUCUGAAAGCAUUUUCUUCUUUUUCUUUCAUCCAAAGCCAAAGAAAGACUAAAAGUUAGCUAAACCAGUUGUUUACUGCUCCAGACUACAGAGCUAAAUAUCCCAGUAGAAUGACAAUUAGCAACCAGCUACUAGUUGUGGACCACAAUAGCCAUAAUCCUGUUGAUACUCCCAACUAGAAUAGUGUUGUGGAAUCAGUGGGAUUUACGUAAGUGUUGACUCACUAAUUGACUUAAACAUUAUU
Molecule: messenger RNA, 5528 nt
Organism: Pogona vitticeps (central bearded dragon)
Lineage: Eukaryota; Metazoa; Chordata; Lepidosauria; Squamata; Agamidae
Gene: COLEC12
Product: collectin subfamily member 12
Source: RefSeq, a predicted model, not a curated record